AUAUAUAUACAUAUAUAAAUAUUCCCUUUAGUAGGUUUUUGUUUGGGUUUUUAAGGAAAAGUUGAAAUCUUGAAGAAAUGUAUUGUCCAUUGAAAACUGGGUUUUCUGUAAAUGGGUCCACCGACAUUACAUUCAAGAACAGAGCAAAAUUGCCUCCUAGGGUUUGUGCUCCAAUCGACACUCUUCAAUUUAAAGAAUCAAAUUUCACUGACUUUUGGACAAAAAACCUAGAAAUUGCACCCCCAAAAUUCGAUCCCAUCACUGCACAACCAUUAGUUAGUAACAAAGGUCUAAAAUGGUGGGAAAAAUCCCUUCAGACAAACAUGAUUGAGAUCCAAUCAGCCCAACAGCUUGUCGAUUUCUUGCCGAAUGCCGGUGAUAAAUUGGUUGUACUAGAUUUCUAUUCACCUGGCUGUGGUGGUUGUAAAUCUUUGCAUCCUAAGAUCUCUCAACUGGCUGAAACAAACCCGAAUGCUCAGUUUCUCAAGAUUAAUUAUGAUCAGCAUAAGGCAAUGUGUUAUGCUCUCAAUGUACAUGUUUUGCCCUUCUUUAGAUUCUAUAGAGGUGCUGAGGGCAAAGCUUGUAGCUUCAGUUGUACUAAUGCUACUAUCAAGAAAUUCAAAGAUGCAUUGGCCAAACAUGGCACUGAUCGGUGUAGUCUUGGCCCGGCAAAAGGGCUCGACGAGUCGGAGCUUUUGGCCUUGGCUUCAAUUGGCUUGAUAUCGAAAGAUUUUGUGCCGAAUUCGGCCAACAAUGAUAGAAUAGAAGAUUUGGUAACUAAAGAAAAUGCCGUUUCGGGUGCAUUUAGCAUAGAUGACAAUGCCAUGGUGAUGGCUUAGAGUUAGAGAUGGUUCAACCAUUUUUUUUUUUUUUGGUUUGAUGUGUAUAUAAUUCAUCUAUGUGUUUUUUUUUUUUUAAGUAUUUUUUUUUAUGUUUUCCAUCCCAGCAUAUUUGGAGGAUGUGUGACAUGGGUGAUGAGGAGAAAUUUCUCCCAAAUUGAAUUAGAAGUGAAUUUAAGCUAGAUCAUUGUUAUUA
This is a messenger RNA of Erythranthe guttata (spotted monkey flower), 1035 nucleotides long. RefSeq names its product thioredoxin-like 1-2, chloroplastic. Gene Ontology annotation, biological process: cell redox homeostasis. Gene Ontology annotation, cellular component: chloroplast. Lineage: Eukaryota; Viridiplantae; Streptophyta; Magnoliopsida; Lamiales; Phrymaceae. The record is from RefSeq and is a predicted model, not a curated record.